CGUAGUCGCAAACGCGGUAGGUCAUAAACGACGAAAUUUAUGAUUUCAUUUAUGAUCUUUUCAAAAUAAGGGAUUAAUAGGUUUUUAAAGACUCAGCUGUAUUGAAUUUGCGAGUAUAAGGGAAGGGGGCGAAGAAGGGAGAAUAACUCAGUAUAAGUAUCAGUCCUCAGUCUCAGUGUCUCAGUACGUUCUCGAUACGGCAACAGGCAACAUCGCUUCAGAUCCUGUCAAUACUGACUGAUAAGUGCAGUUUGUUUAUAAAUUUUAAGGCCAUUGCUAUUUGAAUGGUAAUUAUCGUAAAUAAAUAGAAAAAAGUGUUUCGCGGGGUACGAAGACGAACUUGAGUUACGUGCGUGAAUUGUAUUCCUUGUGCAUUAUGAAAAUGUAACGAAAACUGUGCGUGUGUCUGCAGGAAAAGGACGACGACGGUGAUUCUGAGUGCGUUGAGAGUGCAGUGAGCGAAAAUUAGGUUAAAAUAAAUAAAACCCAGUGUCCCACCAAAAAAAAUCAAGGAAUCAGAGGUGCUUCGCGUUGGAACUUGACGGUGUCGUGGGCUGCCCUUUAGCUAAGGCCAGAUAUGGCUGUGAGGAUUAACCUUGAACUAGGCCAUGAGGCUUCGAUUCGCAACAAGAGGACCCAGGAGGGCUUCACACACGAUUGGGAGGUGUUUGUCAGGGGCUUCGAUGGGGCAGACAUCCAAUGCUACGUAGAGAAGGUGGUGUUCUACUUGCAUGAAACAUUCAACAAACCAAAACGGGUUUUCAAAGAACCACCAUACUCUAUAAAGGAAUCUGGUUAUGCUGGUUUCUUGCUGCCAAUCGAAAUCUAUUUGAAAAAUAAGGAGGAACCCAAGAAGAUAAAAUACAGUUAUGACCUCACACUGCAACCCUCCGGCCCUGCCAUUUACAAAGUGCAGAUGGAAAAACAUGUGUUCACGAAUCCCACUGAUGAUUUCAAGCACAAACUCCUCAAAGGCGGUGGAACAAUUGUUAAUUCGAACAAUUCAAUGGACAUGAAUGACGUGAAAAUGAAUUCGGACGACAAGAAUCAGCUAGUGAACAAACCCAAGCUAGGAGGCUCAGAUAUGCAAAAAAAAUAUAAGACGAAGAGCGACGAGGAGAAGACAAACUUCCACAGUCUCUUCGGCACGCCAAUCAAGAAGUCGUCCAAGAUUUCGCCAGAUCCUGCAAAGGUUCCCACCAAAGAUAGCUCUAAAUUGAGCAGCAGCAGUAGUAAAGAUAGAGGAUCAGGAGAUAAAGAUAAAAUGAAGAAUAAAAGCCCAAUCAAAGAUAAAGAUAAGGAGAGAGAUAGGGACCGAGCGAAAGAUAAGGAAUCGUCGUCGGAGAGGAAGAAUAAGGAUAAAUCGAAAGAUAGAAACAAGGAAAGGGAUAGGAGCAAGGAGAAGAGCUCGUCGAAGAGGCCGAGGUCCUCUUCGCCGAAGAGGUUGCCAAGUCCGAAGAGGCCGGCCAGUCCAAAAGUACAGAGCCCUUCUUUACCAAAGCACGAGGACAAGCAACGCAGCAGCGAAUCAAUCGGAAAACCAAAAGAUGACAUAAAGACUGAGAAAAAGUACAAAAAGGAUAAAUACUCCGAUAAGUACAAAGACUCCGGCAAGGAGCACAAGAAGGAGUCGUCGAAGGUGAUGAGCGGCGACGUGAAGGAGGGCGCGACGAUGUUGACCUCCAUCCAGAAGGAGCUCAGCCCGAUGCCGUUGAAGAUGAAAGAGAAGCCCAAAGAACUGGUGAAGGAUAUUGUCUCCAAGGAGACGGAUUCGAUGAAGUCGAAAGACAAGGCGGACGAAAAAAAGGAAAAACAUAAGCAUAAGAAGAAGGAUAAGGACAAGGAUAAGGAUAAGCGUGAGAAGAGCAAAGAGGAUAGGCACAAGUCGGAGAAGAGCAAGGGGAACAAUAGCCUGAACAACGUGCACAACAAUAAAUACGAUGCGACGAAGGAAACAGAGACGAAGACGAUGGUGAGUCCGAUGCCCGAAGCGCAGCUACCGCCGCUUCUGGUUUCGCCUCCAGCACCUGCACCAAUCAUCGCAUCGGCGACGAGCAAAUCGCUCAAGCAACCGUUGUUCUCCGAGAACGAGAAUUCGAACAGCUCGUUGAGUUCGAAGGAGGAGACGGCAGCCGCGUACGGCAGCAGCCCCGCCGUCCCAGCGCCGCCCAAGACCGAAUCACUGUUCGACAGUCUUCCAAAGGAUCAGCUGAUGUCUGAUAAGAGUAAGCCGAAAAAGGACAAGUCCCGCAAGAAGGACAAAAAGAGCGAUAAGGAGGAUAAGAAGCGAAAGCGAAAGCUGCAGAUCGAGGACGACGACGAGCCGGAUGCGAAGCAUUUCAAGCCGUCCGCAACUGUUGUGAACUCCAUUUCCGCUGUAGUCGGUAACGUCGAUUCGGAUGGCGACCAGGUGAUGGCCGAGGCGCACGCUUCCACAGAUUUGGAUAAAGAGAACCAGGAGAACCCUGAGGAUUACAUGAGAAUACUGCGCGAGUUGCAGCACAAGAUAAUGACGCUGCAGGACAACGCGGAGCUACAGAGGGUCGUGCAGCUGAUCGCCGAGACUGGCAGGUACGAAGUUUCGGCGCGCACUUUCGACUUUGAUCUGUGCCUGCUGGAGCGAUCCACGGUGCGACGACUCCAAGAGUUCUUCUCGUUAUCCUCCUCUUCGUAAGAUCCAAUGCGUGUCUCUAUAUAUAUAUAGUUGUAUUAAUAUCUAAUAUCGCGAUCCUGUUAUUAAUAUUAUUAUUACUAUUAUUUAUAAAGUACGUGUGUCCGCGGGCGCGUCUCGUUCCGUAGCACCAACGCCGCGCCACGCCCCUCCCAUAGCAACAAGCUAAUCCACAUAAACACGCGCGUGUCAGCUACAUUGUCUCCGCCCAUUCCGUUUACUUCUUUUCUCAUUGGUCCCGAACGAACGAGCGAGCUGUUAAACAAUGAUAGUGUGCCAUGCAAUCCAACCGCCCUGCGCGAGUGAAGAACCUUAACAACGCCCCCCAACAUAAAUAUUAUUUAAACAUUAAUUAAUUUGUAAAUAUAUAUAAUCUCGUGUACAACCAAUUGUUAUCGUCGUGCAAUACUCGGGCGAAGGUGAAGCGAGCGAACAGAGACGGAGGAUGAAUAUAGUGCCCCCCUCCCCCCCAAUAUUAGUGCCUCACAAUUAUCUCUUCGUUCUGCAAUAUAAGCAAGCAAAUGCAAAAUGCACAUAUUCUAUAAAUAAAUAAAUAAAUGAAAGCGAAUGGACGUUAUAUGUAAUAUUUAUGAUAAACUGAUAUUUUUAUAAUUACAAUAAUAAUAAUAAUAUCAGAAACGAGAAGCAAUAUUUUAUGCGAUCGAGAUCGGUUAAUUCUUCAAUUCGAUAUAUCCUGGGACGUGUAGCUAACACGUUCAGACAAAGAAAUGAUGAGAUAGAUAUAUUAUUUAUGGUGCCCUGUUUGUUUUUCGCCAAUUCGUAUUGAUGAAACACUCAAGAAAACGGGAAAGUAACUAACGUAAAACAUUGAUAAAUAAACAAAAAUCAAAAAGAACAUAAUAAUAAUAACAAUAACAG
This is a messenger RNA of Nicrophorus vespilloides, 3550 nucleotides long. RefSeq names its product protein AF-9 (gene ear). The transcript has 4 exons. The record is from RefSeq and is a predicted model, not a curated record. Gene Ontology annotation, biological process: regulation of DNA-templated transcription. Gene Ontology annotation, cellular component: super elongation complex. The coding region runs from base 578 to 2674 and encodes 698 amino acids. NCBI's taxonomy places the organism in Eukaryota, Metazoa, Arthropoda, Insecta, Coleoptera, Silphidae.